UUUUAGAAAUGUAUUUUAUUACGAGGAAGUUCUCUCCUGUUGAUGGGCAACCGAAAAUGAUGCCAUGAAUGUACGAAUUUUGUCUUUGGGUUCGCGCUUCGGGGAAAAUCGUUUUGGGUUCGGAGAAUCGGUGGAGUUGGGGGGAAUAUUUCCGCGAUAUGAAGCGAUCGUCCCUCUAGUUCUCUGUCUCAUUUGCUUAUUGAACUCAAGGGAAGGUUCCGCGCCAUACGCGAAGUCCAAUGCCUGAGACCUCGAGGUAAAAACAAGAUUCGUAUUUCUUAUAGUUUUCUUUAAUUUUAUUUUGUUCAUUGGUUUUUUUUUUUGUUUAUCUCAAAUUUUGUUCAAUUUUUUUAUUGUAAUUUCACGUAGUGUGGCGUUUAUUUGCAAUUUAUGGGCGGAAUAAAUUUCAUGGCGAGGGUGUGGAUUUAUAAAGGAGAACUAGACGGGUGAUUUGCUGUAUCUGCGAGAAAUAAAAGGAAGAUUGGAGACGAGCCUGAAUUAUCGUGCCAAUCCUUAUCAAAAGUAAAGGAGGAUAACAAAGAGACCUCAACUUCGCGACAGAAAUCAACAACGCUGUUUCUCCCGACCCACGCCAUUGAUGAUCUUCCCAAUCAUUGUCGAAAGCGAUGAGUAUUUUGUUGAAUCUCUCUUUAUUGUUUUAUAAAAGUAUUGUCAUGCACUGAAUUUCAUUUGACUAUAUAUUUUCUGUGUGAUUUAAUUUAUAAUUUAUAUGUAUGUCCUAAAUUUGUAUAAAAUACUUGACUUGUUGUGUGAAUGUCUUUUUGAAUGUAUGUAUAUUAAUAACGCGGGCAUAAGUUAUAAUUGUAAAUUAUUUGAUUGACUCGAGUCAAAACGAUCGAUUUUCUGAAUUUUAAUAUAUUAUUUUAUUGUGCAUUUAUUUGUGAUAUUUCUUCUUUAUUGAGUUCAUUCCUUUUAUCAAUUGUUAAAAUUUUCUUGAUGUUUACAUUUUCUAUUUGAUUUAUUUUAUUUGAAAUUCAAUUAUUUUCUCUUUUAAAAGUGUAUUUAUUACAUAAAUGGCGCCCGAACAGGGACAUGAAUGAGUGCCCAAAAUUUUGAAUGAUUGAGAUUUAUUAAUUUUGUUUUGUAUAAAUUUUGUGAAAUAUUGUAUUUUUUUUAUGAAACGUAUUCUGGGGAGAGAAACUCGAUCUCGUCCGGGAAUUUUAUUGGAGGGUUUAACUUUCGAACGUCGUAAAAAUAAUCGCGAAAACAAACGAACAAUGUCGCAACCUCCGGGUGAAUUUGUAAAUAAUGUUGGAAAUUUAGGAAAUAAUAAUGACAUUGUUAUUGACGAAUUGCGAGCUGAAAUUGAUCGAUUGCGUACAAUAAAUUCUGCUCAAAAUAUUCAAUUAACGCAAUUGCAAAAUCGUAUCCAUGAAAGUUCAAGUGAUGUGGGCAGUCAGCUGGUGCGAACUCUUAUUGACGGAUUAAGGGGAUUAAAUGUUGAGACCAAGAUUCCGAGAUUUUGUGAGCCGGAAAAUCCGAAUCAUUUUAUUGAAAAAUUAGAAAAAUAUUUUGUGUUAAAGAAUUUGCAAGGGAAUCGGUUAAGUUUGAUAGAUGGGUGCUUCGAUGGCCGGGCACGCGCCUGGUUCGAAUCGCAGCGGAGUACUUUAAUUAAUUAUGCGGAUUUUAAAACAAAAUUUCUGGCGGAGUUCUUUUCGAUUCCGAUCCGUGUUAAAUUACGGGCGGAAUGGUUGGCGCGUCGAUUUGAUAACUCAUCUGAUAAUUUGCAAACUUAUUUUAUGCGUCAAAUUAAAGAAGCUCAAUUUUUUACUCCGCAAUAUGAGCCCUACGAAUUACAUUUUAUGAUUAUUCAGCAAUUACCUAUGAGAGUGCGGGAAAUUGUUUCUACCAUCGAUUUUAAAGAUUAUGAUAAAAUAUCACAGUGUCUUGCUCAAUUGGAUUUCGCUUUUCAAGAGAAAACAAGUCAUUAUAAUGUCAAGUCUCGAAAUUCGGUUUCCAACGCGUAUAAUGAAAAUAAAAAUAAUGAUAAGCGAAAUCAACAACAGUCGCAAUCAUCAAGGCCUUCGCUUGUAACGAAUUCGUAUAUACAGGCAAAUAGUUUUCACGCCGAAAAUCCAAAUAUUAAUGGUCACUCCCGGUCUUCUGAACCACGUGUUCCCCUACCCGAUACCAGUCGGCCCCCUCCGCCCUUUUCCUCAUCUGUGAAAAACAUCAAAGACUUUAACUCUAUGAAUCAGUUAGCAAUUUCGAAAGGCGCGAGCCAUUCAACAAUAUUUUCAAGUCGGCAUUUAUAUGAUGAAUUUAAUCAAGUUAUCGAUGAUGUCGCGAAUAAUUUAGAAAAACGAUGUGACGAAUCUACGUGCAGUCCAUCUUGCCCGCGUAUUAUUGUUGCAAUGCAGUCAGUGCCGGCUUCAUCAUUAAUUGAUACGGGAAGUCAGAUUACGGCGGUGUCAGAGGAGUUUUAUAAUUAUUUAAAAAAAUAUUAUCAAGUGCUUGAACUGCCUGUUUCGAGUGUUGUUCUUUUUACAGCCAUUGGGAAGAAAUCAACUCCCAUUAAGAAGCAAAUAAUGUGCAAAUUGACGAUUGGAGAUUUCGAAUCAUCAUCGGGUACUAAAUCAUCUUAAUCCAGAUCCAGAAUUUACAUUGGAACAGGAAGUUCUAUAGUUUACUGCUUGCGAAAAUAUUUGCAUUGCCAGGACACAGUACAGAGUUCUCAACACUAAGGUUGUAAGCCUCCAGUGUUAAGCCGGAUAUACG
Messenger RNA from Leptopilina heterotoma, 2739 nucleotides. RefSeq lists its product as uncharacterized. The coding region runs from base 1137 to 2606 and encodes 489 amino acids. The record is from RefSeq and is a predicted model, not a curated record. NCBI's taxonomy places the organism in Eukaryota, Metazoa, Arthropoda, Insecta, Hymenoptera, Figitidae. The transcript is spliced from 2 exons.